This is a messenger RNA of Colius striatus (speckled mousebird), 1862 nucleotides long. RefSeq names its product ETS translocation variant 3. Gene Ontology annotation, cellular component: nucleus. The record is from RefSeq and is a predicted model, not a curated record. The transcript has 5 exons. Gene Ontology annotation, biological process: cell differentiation; regulation of transcription by RNA polymerase II. Gene Ontology annotation, molecular function: sequence-specific DNA binding; DNA-binding transcription factor activity, RNA polymerase II-specific. The coding region runs from base 199 to 1779 and encodes 526 amino acids. NCBI's taxonomy places the organism in Eukaryota, Metazoa, Chordata, Aves, Coliiformes, Coliidae.
GCGGCCCUGUGCGGGGGAGGCAGCGGCGGCGGCAGCGACGAGCGGAGCGCGGCCCGUUCCCCGCAUCGGCACCGCGGCCCGGCCGCGCUUCCGCCGCCCCACCGCACACCCGCUUCGACCCGCCCCGGCGUCGCAGACCCUCCCCUUCCCUCCUUUCUUCCCCCCACCUUCGCUCUCGCAGUCAGCAGGAGGGACAAAAUGAAAGCAGGCUGCAGCAUUAUGGAUAAAGCAGAAGGAGGAGGAGGUUAUCAUUUCCCAGAGUGGGCUUAUAAAACAGAGUCUAGCCCUGGCUCCAGACAGAUCCAGCUAUGGCAUUUCAUCCUGGAGCUGCUGCAGAAGGAAGAGUUUCGUCACGUCAUCGCUUGGCAACAAGGAGAAUAUGGAGAGUUUGUCAUCAAAGACCCAGAUGAAGUGGCCAGAUUGUGGGGCAGGAGGAAAUGUAAACCCCAAAUGAACUAUGACAAGCUGAGCAGAGCUCUGAGAUAUUAUUACAACAAGAGGAUCCUCCACAAGACAAAAGGCAAAAGGUUUACUUACAAGUUCAACUUCAACAAGCUGGUGAUGCCCAACUAUCCCUUCAUCAACAUUCGGCCCAACGGUGUUGUGCCCCAGAGCGCUCCCCCCGUCCCCACGGCCUCGUCCCGUUUCCACUUCCCUCCUCUGGACAGCCACUCUCCCACCGAAGACGCUCAAUCCAGUCGCUUCUCCGGCGCUUCCCUCAUCCCAUCCAACGCAGAGCCUUUGUCUGAUGGCUCUGAGAGGAAAGCUGAGGUGCCAGAGCUGGAGGAUGGCUCCUCGGAGUGGCGCCGAGGGGUUGAUGUGCUGGGCACCCGCCCGGCCGUGGGCUCCGGCGCCGCCGCCGCUGCCCAGAAGCGCAAACCCGACGUCGUGCUGCCUCUGUUCAGCAGACCAGGGAUGUACCCGGAUCCUCACAGUCCCUUCGCUGUGUCCCCUCUGCCAGGUCGUGGUGGAGUCCUCAAUGUCCCUAUUUCACCUGCUUUAUCCCUCACUCCCACCCUUUUCUCCUACAGCCCUUCCCCCGGGCUCAGCCCUUUCACGGGCAGCAGCUGUUUCUCUUUUAACCCCGAGGAAAUGAAACACUACCUGCACUCCCAGGCUUGUUCUGUAUUCAACUAUCACCUGAGUCCGAGGACUUUCCCUCGUUACCCGCUCAUGGUGCCACCACUACAGUGCCAAAUGCCCCUGGAGGAACAGCCCCAGUUCCCCAUCAAGCUGCAGCCUCCUCCAGCCGGCAGGAAAAACAGGGAGAGACUGGAAAGCGCCGAGGAAGCGGCAGCCCCUCAGCUGGCAACUCCUCCAGCCAGGGUUAAGCUUGAGCCCACCAUGGACAAGGAGAAGGAAGCUGAAGAGCCACCAGCUGCAAAAGGCAAAGACAAAAGCGAGAAGGAAGAAGGUUCCAGACUGGCUGAGGAGAAGGGGCCUGUGUUUGCCAGACCAGCUGCCCCGGCGUGGCACCCGGCCCCGGCGGCACCGGGCCAAAGCUCUUCCGCAACCGAAGAACUCCCAGAACAAGGAGAAAGCAGCGGGGAAAAACCCUCCAGAGAGUCAAGUGCUGAAAUGGGAGCUCAGGAGAAGAGAGAAGACGCCCUGAUGCCCCCCAAGCUGCGUCUCAAACGCCGUUGGAACGGUGACCGGCAGCCGGACGGCCCCGAGGAGAGGCCCAACGGCCGCCUCCACUGCAACGGGGCUCUGGGCAGCCCCCCAUGCCUGGUGGCCAGUCCUAAAGCUGUGGUGGCUACCGUUGCCUCUGACACCUGAAUCCCCCUCCCUGCAGCCCCUUUGUGUGAGGAGGGGAGGGGGCUGAAAAACCCACCCAUCUGUGUAUUUAUGUAGCAAGGUUG